AUGUCAGAAUCGAGCGCCAAACUCCAGGAUAUAUCGUCAUCAUCCAUUAAAACUUCUAACAUACCUACCGAAAUUGUUUCUUCUGAUAGUAAUGAAAGCGGUAAAGAGCAAACAUCAAAGAUAUCAGAAUCGAGCACCAAACUCCAGGAUACAUUAUCAUCAUCCAUUAAAGCUUCAAACAAAUCCACUGAAAUUUUUUCUUCUGAUAGUAAUGAGAGCGGUAAAAAAGAGCAAACAUCAAAGAUAUCAGAAUUAAAUACUAAACUCCAGGAUACAUCAUCAUUAUUUAUUAAAGCUUCCAACAAACCCACCAGAUUUGUUUCUUCUGAUAAUAAGAGUGGUAAAGAGCAAACAUCAAAGGUACCAGAAUCGAGUGCCAAACUCCAGGAUACAUCAUCAUCAUUAUUUAUUAAAGAUUCCAGGAACAAACCUACCGGAUUUGUUUCUUCUGAUGAUGAGAGCGGUAAAGAGCAAACAUCAAAGGUACCAGAAUCGAGUGCCAAACUCCAGGAUACAUCAUCAUCAUUAUUUAUUAAAGAUUUUAGGAACAAACCCACCGGAUUUGUUUCUUCUGAUGAUGAGAGCGGUAAAAAAGAUCAUCAACCAAGUAAAAAGAAAUCCAAGAUGCCCGAGAAGUCUAAGAAAUCAUCUUCCAUUAAAGCUUCUAACAAAUCUACUGAGGUCAUUUCUUCCAAUGAUGAAAGCCACCAACCAAAAAAAAAUAGCAAGAAUAGCAAAAAGAAAUCCAAAUCUAAGAAGUCUAAGAAGCAAAGAAAACGAAAACAAUCAACUUCUUGA
Messenger RNA from Rhizophagus irregularis DAOM 181602=DAOM 197198, 798 nucleotides. RefSeq lists its product as uncharacterized. The record is from RefSeq and is a predicted model, not a curated record. NCBI's taxonomy places the organism in Eukaryota, Fungi, Glomeromycota, Glomeromycetes, Glomerales, Glomeraceae.